Molecule: messenger RNA, 1386 nt
Organism: Caenorhabditis remanei
Lineage: Eukaryota; Metazoa; Nematoda; Chromadorea; Rhabditida; Rhabditidae
Exons: 5
Coding region: 1-1386 (461 amino acids)
Molecular function (GO): G protein-coupled peptide receptor activity
Source: RefSeq, a predicted model, not a curated record
AUGCCUUUCGUCCACGAUCAUAUACAGAGAGUUGAUAAAAACCAUGCAACUGGAAUAAAUUUUAGUUUCAACGACCGAGAAGCUCAUGGUAGAAUAUUCCGAUUCCCUAACUGGACAGAACCUCACUACAAACAUGUUAGAGGGUCUGCAGGAGUAUCCACAGUGGUCACAUUCUCUUCCUUAGAAUAUUUAGUAGAUGACUAUUUUAUAUCGGUUGUUUGCGAAGAUGUGGAAGCAUUUGUGAUACAUCAACUGAAGAAUUUGACUCACUUUUCAUUGAAUACUUUGGAAACCGAUGGAGAUAAGAAAAUGUUAGAAACAAUCAUCAACAGAAUGUGUCGAUGUUUGGAGAACUCUUUGCAAUCGAGGACACAGAAGUUAAAAGUGGAACAGUUAUCUCUGUCAGUUCUCGAAAUAAAUCAAGCUGUAUCAGCAGUCAACCUACUCGACCGUGAGAUUCUACGGUCGGUUAUUCUUCACUUACCGUUCGAAGAUCAGGUAUUCACAGCUGAUGACUUCAUACCUCUAAUAGAAGGGCAGGGACGACAGAGGUUGGAUCUGAGAAUCAAGUUACAUAAGUUCUCAGUGGAAGUGUUGGAGGAAGUGAGAAAGCUGCUGACCUCCACAUCCAAACAACUCAACUCAAUCACUAUCAAUUAUAAAACCAUAAAAUGCAUUGAGUUAAUUGUCGAAGCAGAGCACUCUUCAGAUAGAAAUACUGUCAAGUUUUCUAUUGAUCACGCUGAUGAUCCAAUCGAAGAAAUGACAAUGCUCAAUCUAUCAGACAAUAAAUGCCACUUGAAUAUCCUUGAAGUCCCAUCAAUAAUGCAGUCAAUCUCAUCACAUUUAGAAUGUCCAGAAAUAGAAUCACUUCGAAAGGUGUCUAGAGGUAUCCGUCAGUGUGUUGACUAUAUUAAACCAGAUCCGCAUAUCCUUGUUUAUUUCAUGCUACUCAAGAAUUCCUCGAGUGUUGUUAUUGAAAUGAUGAAUGGAAAAAUUGAGGCACACUACAAGGGAUCUCUGGAACAGGAAGCGGUUCGAAUUGUGAAUGAUUUCGAUUUGAAUACAAGACAUCAAAAAAGUCGCAUGAAUUGGCUAUAUAUUGGAAUGGAUGAAGAAAUCUGGAAAUUAAAAGAAAAAGACGAUUCGGUUCGGACAAAGGUUUUCAAAUUGCUAAGAGAUGUCCUGGCCUCCAGGACAUCCCCAUUAAAAGCUAAGACUUUGACAACCGUCAUCACAAUGUCUGCUGAGAUCCUCACAAUGCUCCAAACUAUCAACGCGAGAAGUCACUCCAUCGUGUGUAUCCUAAUGUCUUCCCAAUAUCGAGACGCGGCGAAAGUGAAAUGUGGACCUAAGCGAAUGAGGUCUGCGAGUGUUUCUGGAUAA